UUGUUCCAUGAACGCAUUAGAAUUGACUAACAGUACACGACCAGCCUAAGCACAUUAUUUUCUGAAGCACUUUCAUUAUCCUCCCUCGCCAACUUGUGAAGAUGAGACAGAAUUGAGAGACAGUUUUGCCCGUGCCCCUGGCAGCAGUAGCCGUGCCAGAGGAGGCCGUGCUUAUUAAUUCCUCAUGUGGAAAGAUAUGGAUUGAGACCAGACCAGUGUUUAUUAUUCUUUAACGUGAUGGAGCUGACCUUGAACUGACCACUGCAUGGUGUCGAGAUCUGGUUCACUGCCUUCCUGCUCCCUUAUUCCAGGAUUAUACCGACCCUUCAGUAUUUCUCUCUGGAUCUGUCGGCAAUUGAGUCUUGCGAUUCUAUCUUUCCUCUAAAACCUAGGUGCUCAACUUUGUGUUUGGUAGGGGUUAGCUGUGUGGAUGAUUCAGUCUCAGUAAUAAGUUACCUAGGUACCGAGAGGUUUCAGGUGGCGAGAUUCGUUGCAUGUUGAGUGUACGCAAUUUGAACUUGAAAGAUGCUGCAUAUGUUAUCUAUGUAGUGUUUUCGCAACUGCUGGCUCUGGUAGUUGUAUAUUAAGAGCGUCCUGCCCAGAUAUAGGCUGCUGAACGCAUAAAAACUUUCAGGAUCUCGUAACCACUGUCAUCAAUACAUCCAUUUUGAUUGCGGUGGAAGUUGUUUAGACUGCUCAUAUCGUUUGGAGAAUGUGUUAGUGUCCUAUUUCGAAUAAAGGGUUUCAAGCUUCUUUUUCGUUAAUACCCAAGCUGAUAAACGUUGCCGGAAGAAUGCACACAUUGUACAGAUGGUUGACAACUCGAACCAUGCGAACAAGGCUGCAAUAGAUCUAAACCAAGGAUGGGUAGCAGCAAGAGCAUCGGAUGUGAGCCAAGGUGGAAAGGAGCUCACAACCGGCGAGGUCAUUCCAGCUGUCGAACCCAACACCCCAUGGAUCAAAGGAGUUGUGCCUGGGACGAUUUUAACGACACUGCUGAGCAAUGGCCUUAUCGCUGAUCCGCUGUAUGGUCUCAACAAUGAAGCUAUUCCCGACAUGGGGGACGUGGGCCGGGAGUAUUACACUUUCUGGUUCUACAAUAGCUUCGAGCUGGCGGCUCCCAUUCCGGAACAUGGCAAAGUGUGGUUGCAGUUUCGAGCAAUAAAUUACCAAGCGGAGGUGUUUUUGAAUGGGCACAGCAAACUACUCUCCAAGGGCAUGUUUUUGCGGCACACAGUGGAUAUCACUGAUUGGAUCAACAGUGAUGGGGGAGUGAACCGCCUUGCGGUGCUUGUGCAUCCUCCCGACCACCCUGGCCACAUACCACUUGAAGGGGGUCAGGGAGGAGACCAUGAUAUUGGCAAAGACGUUGCAGCUCAAUACGUCGAAGGGUGGGACUGGAUUUGCGCCAUCAGGGACAGGAACACCGGCAUUUGGGACAAAGUCACUGUAUUUCAGACUGGGCCUGUGCGGUUGGUGGAUCCCCAUCUUGUGGCGACCUUUCCAUCUUCGACUUACACAGAAGCACAGCUUUGGGUUACUGUGGAACUGGUUAACACUGCUUCGGCAAAAAUCAAAGCCACAAUCUCCGUUUCUGCAACAUUGGAAGAUCAAGAAAGUUUGGGUACAUCAACAAUUUCUGCGACGCAAGUUGUUGAAGUCAACGCCAAGAGCACACUACAGUACUCCCUGUUUCCAAUUCUUGUCGAGAAUCCGGCGCUAUGGUGGCCAAAUGGUAUGGGAGAACACCCUCUGUACAAAGUAGACGUUACAGUAGAAGCUGGAGGCUUUAGUGGACUAUCUGAUUCGUGGAGUCACAUGUUUGGCUUUCGCCACAUAGCCUCUCAUAUCGACACUGCGACAAAUGGACGGAAGUUCGAGGUGAAUGGAGAGGCGAUCUUCAUUCGGGGAGGCAACUGGAUUGUCUCGGAUGCUUUGUUACGCCUCUCUAAGGAACGCUACAACGCAGAGAUUGGCUUCCACGCAGCUAUGAAUCUGAAUAUGAUACGCAUUUGGGCAGGGGCCUUGGCCGAACGUCCUGAGUUUUAUGACGCAUGCGAUAGACAUGGCCUUCUGGUUUGGCAAGAAUUCUGGAUCACUGGCGAUUGUAACGGACGAGGACAACCACCAUCAAACGCCGAGUGGCCACUCGACCAUGAGCUCUGGCUCACUUGUGCAUACGACACAGUGAAGCUCCUCCGCAACCAUGCCAGUUUAACUCUAUGGUGUGGAGGGAACGAACAACAUCCCGCCGAUGAUCUCAACGAUGCUUUAACCAAAGCUCUGGUAAUCGUUUCUCCUGAUUCAGGGAAUCCGAGCCAAUCAAUUGAUGGAACACGUCUCUACAUUGAAGGGUCGCUGUGGAGUGGAAUCGCUGCUGGAAAUGGCUUGUUUCGAGAUGGCCCAUACACAAUCCAGAUACCAGAAAAUUUCUUUACAGAGUACUAUUAUUCCUACGCAUUCAAUCCGGAAAUUGGAAACGUGGGAGUCCCAAACGCGGAUACCAUCCGCUCCACCAUGCCGCCUGAAGCAUGGGAUCCCCCCGACGCUUUAGCUGGAGAACAUCCUAAUGCUACUUGGUUUUACCACAAGUACAUUGCCUACGCAGAUGGGCAAAACCUCAUCCCAGGCCAAAUCGAGGCAUUCGGCACAUACAACAGCCUUGACGAUUUUUGUGAGAAGGCCCAGCUUGUGAAUUACCACCAGUAUCGAGCACUCAUCGAGGGUUGGAAUACAUGGAUGUGGACUCACUACACCGGAGUGCUUAUCUGGAAGACCCAGAAUCCCUGGCCAGGCCUCCGAGGCCAAAUGUACGAUCACCUCUUGGAUCAGACUGGAGCUUAUUUUGGUCUUCGAUACGCCGCUGAGCCACUUCAUGUGCAGCUCAACCUCCUGACGUAUAAUAUCGAGAUUGUGAAUACGACGCGGACCACCUUAACGAAUGCCACUUUGCAGGCCAUUGCCUACGACGUCGAUGGCAACACCCCUUGGUCGCAAACGUUUCCUGCAGUAACGGCGGCGUCAAAAAAGACCUUGAUUGUUGGGCAAAUCCCUCUGUUCAAAUCCAUCAACACCCAGCCUGUGUAUUUUCUUCUGCUCAAGCUCUCCAGCUCCACGACUACACUAGUAUCCCGCAAUUUCUACUGGUUGCAUCCUAUACCUGGAAACUAUCUCCAGCUAGCAGGAUCGUAUCGAUCACAAAAGAUCGACGUCAAAGCGACAGCUACCUCGAAGGUCAGUGACGAUAAAUUGUCUUACAAUAUCCAAGUCCUGGUCGAAAAUCGAACGGCAGUAGUGGCAUUUGGGUUGCGCUUCCGGGUGCACAAUGGAAAUGCUACUGGUGUUGACAAGCGCGUUCUCCCAGUGUUCUAUUCCGACAACUGGUUUUCGCUUGUUCCGAAUGAGACUGCCACCAUUGAUAUCUCCUUCACGAUCUCUGGUAAAGAUGUUUGGCCCGUGCUUCUCUUCAGUGGGUGGAAUGUCGCAGAGAAGGCAGUUUCUUUCUAGACUAAUUACCUUUUUUUAAAAUUUUAGUCAUAGUCCAUGUCAAUUGCAAUACAUUUCAUGGUGAAAGGACAUUAGUAGCGGAAGUCUGGCGUCUGUAGAAGCUUCAUGGUAUGCUAGUUAGUGCUUUCAAGUGGACGUUAACAACAUUUAUAGUACACAUUGGAAGGGUUGUUUCGCAUCAAACAUUCUGAGUUUAGAACAGAGGUGAAGACUCAGAAGAGGUCAUUCCUUAUCAAAAUGGUCGUGAUGUAUUAAAAUCAAUAUGUAGUGUCUCUUUCGAUACACCUACUGCACAUCCUCACUUUCAGUUCAAGUAUGCAUUGUGAAAAGGAGCAUGUCUUUAAAGUUC
Messenger RNA from Physcomitrium patens, 3856 nucleotides. Its product is annotated as mannosylglycoprotein endo-beta-mannosidase. Gene Ontology annotation, molecular function: hydrolase activity, hydrolyzing O-glycosyl compounds. The record is from RefSeq and is a predicted model, not a curated record. Lineage: Eukaryota; Viridiplantae; Streptophyta; Bryopsida; Funariales; Funariaceae. Gene Ontology annotation, biological process: carbohydrate metabolic process.